AUGGGAACACACGAGCAGCCAGAAGUCAAACUACGAUACAUGUCUCCUGCUAACCUCUCCCCCCCCCCUCGAUUUUCUGACCCCGGUGGAAUUCUCGGCAUCAUCAAGAACAAGUCAAAUGACCAGAGGAUAUCUGGAUCCACUUCUCGUAAAGAAAAGCGCUUGCUACGAUCUCAUCAUGGGUUGCUGAAAGCCAGAAGCGAACUAUCUAUCUAUUUUCCAAAAUACGAACAGAUUCUUAGUCUGGAACCUACCAAAGAGGAAUUCCUCUCAAUCAGAUCAAAGGUCGUUAUUCUCGACGAUCUCGCUGGGGUUGGGCUUACAAGUUCUGUUUUAAAUGGGCGGCAUGAUGCACUUUGGCCGUGCAAUAUCCUGGAAAAGAGAAGAAAUCCCCUCUCCGACCUUCAACACACUCGAAUAUUUGAAGGUGUUACGUCGCUAAUCGUAAUGGAGAGAGAGAAAUGUGACCCACUGAGCCCUUGUAUUUUCUCAAAGGCCCACAAGAGAGUUGAGAGGAAAGAGAAACAGCUUAGGAACAUCGAAAAGGAGAGAGCGCAGCACGAAAAGAUACAGCUUGACCGGCUUCUAAAUGCAUUGCAAGGGCACGAUUGGCUCCGAGUUAUGGGAGUGGGAGGCAUUAUAGAAUCCGAGAAAAAGCUUUAUGAGCCUAAAAGAGCAUACUUCAUUAUGGAGGUGUCUACAUUACUGAGGAAAUUUGAAAAAUGGAAAGAUGAGGAAAAAAAGAGAAAAGCAGAACGCGAACAUCCCGUUUCCAACAAGAAUGAGGACCAGUUCAUGGGAAGUAGAAGUGAUAUCGUCUGUGAACGGAGCCUCUGUGCUCAAGAUAAUACCACUUACGAAGAAUCACUAAACGCCAUGGAGUCUAGCAACCGACCGGACACAAGCCCUGGCGUUGAUGUAAUUGAUGCUUGGGCGGCUCGCCAACUCCAUCUAGAGACGAUGUCCGCACUGCGUACGAAACGGCGGAAGGUGGAGUUUAAAAACAACUUUCCCUCUGGGACGUCACUUGAGAUUGCUAAGAGGAAUGAUCCCCCGUUCACAACAGCCACCUCUCCAGUGUUACAUAAAAAUAGUCAUCUCGAUAACGUAUUGGGGACACGUUUGCCGUCAAACUUAGCGUUUGGCCAGCCAAUACCGAAGGUGUUGCAGAGCGAUUUUUGUUUGCCUUUAUGCAUUUUGACUAAUGGGGCAGUGAGGGACUGCUUGAGGAGAAAAAGGAGAAGGAAGAGAGCUCAGAUGGGGCUGGGGUUGCACUUAAUAGUUGAAAGCUAG
Molecule: messenger RNA, 1293 nt
Organism: Ophidiomyces ophidiicola
Lineage: Eukaryota; Fungi; Ascomycota; Eurotiomycetes; Onygenales; Onygenaceae
Exons: 2
Coding region: 1-1293 (430 amino acids)
Cellular component (GO): SAS acetyltransferase complex
Molecular function (GO): histone acetyltransferase activity
Source: RefSeq, a predicted model, not a curated record